This is a messenger RNA of Ilex paraguariensis (yerba mate), 495 nucleotides long. Lineage: Eukaryota; Viridiplantae; Streptophyta; Magnoliopsida; Aquifoliales; Aquifoliaceae. The record is from the annotation of a GenBank genome assembly.
AUGAAGGUUUACCUCGAAAACAAAGUAUUACUGCUGUUGUGGUUCCUACUUUUAGCAGGUUUUGAUAUUGAGGCUUCAACCUACAACUACUCUGCAAGCAUAGAGUGCCAGAUUAGUCCUUCUGCUCCUCAAUAUGAAGGAGGACUCGUAGCAAACCCAAAGUUUGAUGAUGGCUUAGAAGGAUGGAAGGUUUUUGGAAAAGGCAAAAUUGAAGAAAGAACUUCUAAGACUGGGAACAAGUUUAUUGUGGCUUAUAAUAGAACUCAGUCUAAUGAUAGUUUCUCACAACACAUAUAUUUAGAGGAAGGGCUUCUUCACACAUUUUCAGCUUGGGUACAAAUUAGUGAAGGAAGUGACACUGUGAUUGCUGCAUUUAAAACUUGGCAUAAUGAAACAAAGAUAGUGGGCUCUGUCAUAGCUCAAUUUGGCUGCUGGUCUAUGCUAAAAGGAGGACUCUCUGUUAAUCUCACUAUGCCAGCAGAGCUCUAUUUUACG